Labeo rohita (rohu) is the source of this 4264-nucleotide messenger RNA. It is a transcript of the gene cdca4, whose product is annotated as cell division cycle associated 4. The transcript has 3 exons. Gene Ontology annotation, cellular component: nucleus. NCBI's taxonomy places the organism in Eukaryota, Metazoa, Chordata, Actinopteri, Cypriniformes, Cyprinidae. Gene Ontology annotation, molecular function: transcription regulator activity. The record is from RefSeq and is a predicted model, not a curated record. Bases 1882 to 2925 code for a protein of 347 amino acids.
UGGCUGCCUCUCGCUGCUUACCGUAUGCUCACUGCAAUCUGUGCUGGAGAGGCCGAAGGAGCUGCUGCUUCAGUAUUAAAGCCGGCCUACAAACGCUUAUGACGCUCGCCACCAAAGAACACAAAUAACACGAGGUAAGUCUAAGCGUACCGAGACGAGUCAUUUAAAUACAAUCUAUUUUAUGUAAUCGCACCGCUUCAGAUGAUCUCGAUCCGCGAUGGUUAAAUGCGCGGUCGAUUUCGAAAAGCGGCAUGUUUGCGGAAGUGAUCGUGCGGUCCAUGUUUAGCCGCCCCUGUUAUUUGCCUUUACAUGUCAUGUGUGUGUUUCCAAAAUAUAUUUCACUCUCACGUGCAUUUUGUCGACACGGUAAGCGUAUGGAAAAGUUGAAGAUGCUGUUUGGGUUGGCCGUAAACGAGGCGAAGUUGACUAGCCAGCGGACCCGUUUGAAAAAUCAAAAUGGCUUCCAUCUUUGUCGUCUCAGCAGAGAGGUUUAUACCUUUGUUUCCCCGUCUCGCAUGUCAGGGAGUCUUAGCGCACUUUUUGACCACGUCAGUGCGGUGGGGGAGGGGAAGUGAGUCUGUCUGGGUGGAGCCUGUAUGAUACGUUCACUGUGGAUGAAUUAUCCAUUUCCCCGUUUCGCUGUAAGUCUGCUUUAGUUUAGACUCCAGCUACUGGAAGAAUUGUUUACUGACCUUUUUCAUUCAUUUCUUUUGAUUAGUUUUGUGUCACAGCUUGCAAUGUAGAAUUCCACUUUCCUCAAAUUCCUAACUGUUACACUUAAGGGCACAUGGAGAUCUCCUGAAAAUCUUGCUCGAUAUAGAGUGUUGCAGGAAUGACGUAUUUUUAUAGAACACUCCAGAAGUUAGCAUCAAAACCGGUUGCCUUGACCACGGCUUGGUCAGUUACCCUGAUGCGCGGCCAUAUUGGAGAUACUCGGAUGUAAACAACAGCAUUGAUUGCACGGUUGAUGUACUAAUUUAUGCUGUCGAAACCACAGAAAAACAUGUGGAAGUUGCUAAAUCAUAGAGAGACGGACUUAGUAAGCAGGGAAGGGUGAAAUAUUUUGACAAACUCAAGUUAAAAUGUGGUAAAGAUACGUACGAGCAGUAUUAAUUAAGAUAUUACACUAAUAUUUCACCUGUCUGAUUGGAAAUAGUAAGAACAAACUUGAAUGUGGUCAAGAUUCUUGCCAUGGAAAUCCUGGUUCAGCUUGGCCAACCACAAACGCCUUUUGUUCCUCCGACAGUUUAUAAUACUCAAAAUGUUUUUCCUUGUCCGACAGAUUAGUGCAGCCCAAAACAAGAUAAAAAUUGACCAUUUUCAAGAGCAAUAUUCGGUUGAAUUUGCACGUUCCGUUCCGUUCAGUAGCAUUGUUUACGUUCAGUGCCGCCAAUAUGGCCGAUCAGUGACGCGUCGUGAAAACACUAUAGGAUUUUUCACCAACUUUUGGAUAAUUACAAAAAAUAAGCUUUGUAAACUAGUUAAUGAUUUUCACGUUUUGCUCAUCACAAUAAUCUUUAAUAAUAAUCACAAAUCCUGAAUGCAAUUGGGCUAAAUAAACAAAAAUGUGUAAACAAACUACACCACGGCCGCAUGACUUCACUGUCACCACAGUUUCCACCAAAUCUUUUAAUCUUUAAGGGCAACAAUUUGGAAAGUUUGAGUUGGAAAAAAACACAAGUAUAAACACAGCAAGGCUGUAAACGCAGACUUGUGAGUAGAUAUUUGCCCUGAUGGUGUUUAAUGUUCCUGGAAGCCUCUGAAGUUCCUUUUAGAUCUUUUUUUUAAGAUACACCAAAACCUAUGUUGCGAAAUAAAAUGUGAAAUAUCUUGAGCUUGUUUUUUAUUUCAGGUUUUUAAUUAAACACUGAUUUCGCAACGAUGAAAAUCUCGUUUCCGGGUUUUAGGACUCGUUCCUGCGGCACUCUAUUAUUAACUGAAUGCAGUGCUGGUGUACGAAAUGUUGGUUGUAGUUUUAGUUGCAGUGGAUGUGUGUCAGCUUGCACUCUGGUCUCUUUUUCAACAGUGCUGGGAUGUCACCCAUGCUUCAGGCUAAACAUGUUUUCCAAGGGCACCAAGCGUAAGUUUUCCGAUGGUGAUGAAGAGCUAUCCGACGAAAGCCUGGUGGGUGCCAGGGUGGCAUCUUCGUACAGCUUGCAACGGCAGUCGCUGCUGGACAUGUCCCUCAUUAAACUCCAGUUGUGCCACAUGCUGGUGGAGCCCAACCUCUGCCGCUCGGUUCUCAUCGCCAACACGGUCAGGCAGAUUCAGGAGGAGAUGACCCACGAUGGCAGCUGGCAUAUGGUCACCGAAGCGUUCUGCGGCACAGGCCAGAGUCCUUCUGAGCGCUUGGUGGCCACAGAGGUUCUCUGCAGGUCACGAGAGCAGGAUGCAGAGCCUAAGCUCUUUUCCGUCAUCAGCUACGAAGGUUGCCGUGAAGAGGAGGUGGUAGCUGAUGAGACACUGUGCUCUGUUUCGGUUAGCGAGACUGUCUCUAAUGUGUGCCUGGCAGGGCGUAUAGGCCAGUGCUGGGAGAAGAGCGAGCUCAGUGAUGUAGAGAGGGACGAAGAGGCGCUUGAAGACUCUAGACUUGGCUCAGGAGAAGAUGAGGAGAUAGACACCGAGGAUGGGGCUUCUACAGAGGGUCCAAAGACCAUCGGACAAGUUUUUGGGACUUUUGAAAUUAAAAACGGUUCUCCCGGUCCAGACUCUGCUCUAGAGGAGCUGUUCUCAGAUGUGGACACCUCCUAUUAUGAUCUGGACACCAUGCUGACCGGCAUGCAGAGCGCACCCAAGAUGGGCCCUUAUGACCUCCUUGACAGUUUGGCACCUUCACACAGCUCCCCUUCCAUAGUCUCACCCCCGAACUGUCGUUCUGAUCUAAAUGAACUGGAUCACAUCAUGGAAAUCAUUGUCGGUUCUUAGGUUCGACCUUAUUUUGAGACUUACACGCUUGUCUUAAUGUUACUGGCUUUUCUGUUCCUUAUGGAAAGCAAGUAAAGUCUGGAAUCCUUUCAGGGAAACGAGUUGAUGUCUUUCGAAGGAUGGCCUUGAUUUUAUGAGCUGACCAUAGUCAUCUUAUUUGCAUACCCUUUGUAUGUUUUAAUGAGUUUUUUUCUGUAUUUGUCUGUCCAGACAUGCUGUUUUUUAUUUAAUUUAUUUGUUAUACUCAUGACACUACGGAGAGCAGAACAAGAUGUAUACAAAAGUUGUAAAGCUUGGGAUAUUUUCAUAAGGAGACAAAAGAUUGUCUAAAUGUGUAUAUAAAUAUAUAUUUUUUACAAUAGAUUCUUCUUGUAAUAUGUUACUGUACAUUAUGUACAUGUUCUACAAAUUUAUUUUAACCGAAGAGAUUAGAUUCUUAUGGGCAACAUUUCAAGUUUUCUGUUCAUCAAAAUCCAUAAACUGAAGGAACUUAAUUCAAUACUACCGGCACCAAGUAUACAAUGUUGCAUGUUUUACAUUUAUGUGCUUGUUUGCACAAAGUAUUUUUUUUCUUCUCAAGGUUUGAUUGCAGUUGGCUGUCAAUCAGCUCAGCCAUAGGUUUUGUUUGUUGUUAGACAUCAAAGUUCUUAUAUUUUGUCUUAUCAACAAAUGAAGUAUAAUGGGGCCAACCCAUUUUAUAUUGUGACUUAAUUUAUUUAAUUUAUUUACUGCAAACGGUGAGUGUUGGCUGUGGUCAAACUCAGGGUGGCUUUUUAACUCUAGAGGACUUAAUAGGCCUGAUUCACAAAAGCCUUAUGCUUAGAGUAAACCGUUCACAGAAUUACACUUUGCAAGUUGUUUUGCACCAUUUAUUGAUUUAAAAUAAGUUAACUGUUUUAAUAUUGGUGAAUGGCUUUAAGCAUAUCUGUCUAUUAGUCCUCUAGACCCCUCAUAACGAGAAGGCAUUUGUCUAGUUCUAUGCAUUGAGUGUCAUAACACACUUUAAUGAAGUGUUCAAAAUGCAUUUAGUACAGUAUUCUUUUUAUACUUAAGAAUCAGUCAACAAAAGACGGUUUUAUUUUACUCAGCAUUUCCCCCCACUUGUUACAUAUAUAUUAUUUGGUUUUGUCUAAAGUUAAGUUUUGCAUAAACUAUGUUUGUGCAAAUUAUAGGUUAUUACACUUUGAUAAUUGUUUUCUUCUACAUUGUCUCACACUUAAAAUUUUAAGAGGAUGUUGUUUAUUGUAUGAUCUUAAACUAGUAUAGAGUAUAAACAUUUUAUAUGAGCAUUGUAGCUUUUUUAACGUUUUUUAAUAAAAGGUACAACUUAUGAAAACAA